Messenger RNA from Crotalus tigris (Tiger rattlesnake), 4844 nucleotides. It is a transcript of the gene TXNDC16, whose product is annotated as thioredoxin domain containing 16. NCBI's taxonomy places the organism in Eukaryota, Metazoa, Chordata, Lepidosauria, Squamata, Viperidae. The record is from RefSeq and is a predicted model, not a curated record. The coding region runs from base 898 to 3411 and encodes 837 amino acids. The transcript has 20 exons.
UCCUUCCCUUGCUCCACCGGAUUUUCUAAUCAGUUCUUUUAGAGUGGCGUUGCCUGUCCGUGCGGCGCGCUGUCUUCCCCCAUCCGGUUCGCUUCUUUUAAUCCUCUCUCCUUCGCUUUCGCUUUUCUUUGCGUUUGGCUGCUGGAUCAGUGGUGCGAGAGGCCUACGCCCGAGUAAAUGCUUGCUGGAGACGAUUUUUGUUAAUGCUUACUGUUUUCAUAACUGCGUUCUCCGUUUCUCCUUGGAUGGGUGGGCUGCAGCAUUAUUGCUUGAAGCGUUUUGCAAAAGCGAUUGCUGUAUUCCUUCGUCUCUGUCCAGCGCAGCGGGAUUUCUGCGAACUGACCGGAAGCGAAUCGCCUCCUUUCUUAAGUGCGGUUGUCAACCCGCGCCCCAUCUCCAAAAUGCAUUUGUCUGAACGGUGCUCUCUCCCUGCUCGUUAAGACGGCUGUGAUUUUGUUUAAUUGUUUCUUUGUCAUUAAACUAGUACUGCUCAGAUUUGGAAAGAUUGGAGGUUGAGUACUUAACAUAUUUUUUCCACCAUACCCUUUUGCUGUUGAUUGAUUGAUUGAUAGAUAAUGUUCCAUAACCUGGUUUUUCACUCAUAAAACACCAGUAUUUAAGAAAUGUAUUAUUUAAGAAAUGUCUUUACAGCCUAUUUUAAAGUUACUGGAUCACUGGAGUGUUCAUGUAUCAAAGUUGAUGGAGUCUGAAGUCUGGGUGACAGUGGAAGUGGAGUUCUCAAAACACAAUUGAUUUGGGGAAUUCCGUGUUCGGGAAAUUCUCCAGGAACAUUGAUGGUGGCUAAUAGCUUGGACUGCAUUCCAAACACACAGAGUGAAAUGGCAGUAUAUCUUUAAAUUUGAAUUCUCCCUGGGACAACUUUGAGCAGCUAGAGACAUGUCAUCACCACAAAUAACUCAAGGGACUCGCUUCUUUUUCCUGCUCAUGUCAGUUUCUUACAUCUCAGUGACAAGCAGUGUCAAAAAUGUGAUUCCAGAGUUAAGUCCCCAGGAAUAUUUUAGCAACUUGCAAGCAUCUAAAGCAUCUUUGGUUUAUUUUCAGAAGGAUGUUUUACCACAUAGUGAGGUGUUCUUGGAGCAGCUGGAGAACUCCAGAGAAGCUCUCCAAGAUUAUGGGAUUUCUAUUUUAAAGGUUAACUGCCAAAGAGGAGAAGCCUCCAGCUACUGCAGAGGAGAUAACUCCUUGGGAAAAGUAUACCUAUUCAGAGCCCAUGUGUUGGUUCAUGAACUUGCCAUAGAUGCCUUGUUCAGCUUGGAUGCCAUUGUGGCAAAUGUACUUUUUGCUCUCCUCUUCAAUGAAGUGAAAUAUAUUUCAACGCUGAUGGACCUUCAGCAUUUAGAAGACUCUCUGAAGGGUUGGUCUGAUCUUGCUUUCGCAUAUGUGCAAGCUAUUGGGACAGCAGAGCACCGAGUCUUCAUGGAGGCUGCAUUUGUUUAUGGCUCAGUUAAGUUUGCCUUAACUACUGAAGUGGCAGUUCUGAAGAGCAUUCGCAGUGAAGAGCCAGAGGUGCCGUCUUCGAAACUCUUCUUUUGCCACUGUAAGGUGGCCAUGGAUCCUAAACAGCCAUGCCACAGGACUCUGAUGGAACAGCCAUUGACUACGUUAAGCAUCCACAAGUUUCUGAAACUGAUGGGGGAGCCUCUGGUGGUGGAGGUUGCAGAAGAUCCUGAAAAGAUUUCAACUACUCAUCUCCAACUUGGUCUACCACUCAUUUUCAUUCUGAGCCAGGAAGAAACCUUGGAAGCAGACAAGAUGAUUGCCGAAUCUGUAGCCUGGCAGGUGCUGGGGAAAGCAGGAGUCCUCCUUUUGUCAAGGAAUUCUGUUGGUCUGGAUGUUUCUUCCCGAUACAAUGUGGCUAUCAAGACAAUUGAGGAGGAUAUGCCUGUUAAAUACCUCACUUUGAAAGAUGCAGAUGAAAUUGUAGCAUUGGUGAUAAAUGGUGAGCAGAGCAAACCUAGUCUGGAUAAUAAUGAAGAGGUUUAUGAAGAGGAGGAGGAGGAGGAGGAGGAGGAGGAGGAGGGAGUGAAGAAUGAGAACAAUGAACAAGAAAUUCAGGAUGAUGAGGUGGUGGAAUCUGUUGUCAGAGAUCGGAAGCAUGAACUCCCCCUGGAACUCAUCCAUACCCUGGCAGAAGAAUCCUUCCUCUCAUUUCUGGCAGAGACCAACCAUACAGCAGUGCUCUUCUAUGCCAGCUGGGAAGCUGUCUCUCUGGUGGUGAUGCAGUUUUUCCUUGAUGUUGCUGCUCAGUUGAAAGGGACUCCUGAGAUUUCACUUGCGAGGGUAAACUGCUGGGAUUGGCCACAACUUUGCUUGCAGGAAAAUGUCACCCAAUUUCCUGCCAUGAAGAUGUAUACAAGAGAGAGGGCAUGGCCGGCUUACUCUGGCAUGUGGGAGACCAAAGAGAUGAGAAAGUUCAUUGAACUAAGCAGAAAUUCUUGUCCAGUGAGAUUGAUGACGCCUGAAGAAAUAGAAGAAUAUUUAAGUCACAAAAAGUCAACACACCACACAGUUUCUGUUCUGGGAAUAUUUGACUCAAGCAUGAGUGAAGCAAGAGAGGCUUUUAUUGAAGCUGGAAGAAUCCUAAAUGGCUAUGUCACAACAGGGAUCUACUAUGAAGAGGAUGCUACAGUUCUCUCCCAUAAAUAUAAUGUACCUCUUCCAGCACUUCUGUUUGCUAAGCCUGCAACUCAGCAAAGGAAUGCCCUCCAGCUCUUGCAGUAUAACACACAAGACAUUGUUAAAGUAAUCCGUCAUGCAUUGUUGGAGACAUUUCCAGAAAUCACAGUGGAAAACCUGCCUGAUUACUUCCAGAUGAAGAAACCUUUGCUCAUUUUGUUCAGUGACGGGGUUCCUAGCGAAAGGGAAGAAGAACAAAUGAAGCAUGUGGCUAUUGGCAAGGACCACAAAACCUUUAUUGCUUGCUGGCUAAACCUUAAGAACACACCUGUAGGCAGAAGUAUUCUGAAAGCUUAUUUUGGAAACUCGGUUCCUCCUGUGCCUCUCCUCCUCUGGAUCAACCUUCAUUCUGGAGGCCAUGUCUUUGUUUUUCCAUCAGACCAGUCAAUUUCUGAAACAAAUAUCCUUGCUUGGAUUGAAAAACUAAACAUCAAACAAGAAGCUCCAAGGGCUACCUUGUCUGUGAAAGAGUGGAAGCCCCGUCUUCCUGCCUAUGACUUCCUGAGUAUGAUGGAACCCACACUGCCUGAAUUUACUAUUUAUACUCAAGAAAGUAUAAGUAUCCAUCAGGAGGAGAUCCUAGGAGAAAAGAAGGCAGAAGCAGCAAUGGACUCCACCAUGAAGCAAAAGAAGCCAACUGGAAGGGUCCUACAAAGGACAGCUCCACAUCUGGGAGCACAGGAGAAGCAGGCUAAGCACCAUUCAGAUUUAUAAAGCAACCUGGUAAUGUUGGAUCUCUGGAUAGUUUUGGAAGUAGAGGAUAGACAAUGCAGAGGUCUAGAGAAGGCAGUUAUAUUUCAUAAACAUUUAUUUAAAACUGUGUAGUUCUUAUGUACACAAAGUUGGUGACAUAGGUAUAAUGGGCCAAUUUUCAUACAGAAGGAGGCCUCCAAAAGCUUCUAUGAUUCUAAAACAUGCAUUUUUAGCAUUUUUCUGUCAUAUGCACUUGCUUUGGAAAGAAAAAUGAUUGAAAGUGUUGAAGAAAAGACAGAAGGGUAACAAAUGGAGAAAGAUAUCAUCUGGAUUACACUUAAUAAGGCAGGAUGGCUGCACAUGGGUGCCUAUGCUUACACAUCUGGAAGCAAUUAUUUUUUAAAUCUCAAGAGUUUAAGGCUAAUCUGGACAUGAAGAUGAGAAAUGUAUUAUCACAGAAUCUCUGGUGUUUAUUUUAAAAAGGUCAAUAGCAGUUUCCCCAGUGCUCUCUCUCUUGAAAAUAAGGCUACGUAAGUUCCAAAUCUACAGAAUUGUCUACUGGCCGUUAAGAAAUUGGGGGCAGUAAAGUAGAAUCUUCUGUGUUUUAGCUGUAGAAGAUUGGUAACCCAUCAGUACUGUAAGUGCUUGGACCUUACCAGUUUAAUACAAAGCUGUGAAAAAGUGGAAUGACGGAAUCAAACAAUAGAAGAAUCUUAGGUUAGGUUAUCAUUCUGGAGUUGAAGCCCACACCUUGGCAAGAUUAAGAGGUGUGGGCUUCAACUCCCAGAAUUCUCCAGCCAAUAAGAAGUCCACACAUCUUAAUAUAUCUUUGAAAAGCAACGUGGUGUCUGAGUUACAAUAACUCCAUUACAUACAAAUAUUAUUAAUACAAAUCUCCAACUAUUAAGCCAAUAUUCCCUCUCUUUUUUCCCUUAAUACAUACUGUCUCUUGUUUAAAUUAAUAUAUUUCUUAUUCUAUCCAUCAGCUACUUAAUAGCUUUCUUGCAUUUAUCAAUAAUUUUAUAUGUCUUAUUUAUUUUAACAUUCCAUCUUUUGGACCAUCAAUAACCUUAUGAAUUUUCCCAGCUUUAAUUUUGCAUUGAUAUUUAAAUUAAACAUUUAAUAUUUAUCAUUUCCAAAUUUUUAAAUGACCUGAUUCCCUUUGUCACAAUUCCCCCCAGCAUCUAGUGUUCCGGAUACAUAUCUUAUCUAUCUCACUUCUAUAUCAACAGAUUAGUAAUACAAUAUAAUAUUCUUAUUUUCAUUAUAAUUUCCAAAUAUUAUAGAUUCAAUAACCAAAAUUUCUCCCAUUCCAGCAUUCUUCCUUAUGUCCACUUUCUCAUACUUAAGCUUAUACUUUUUAUUCUUAUCACUACAUCAAAACAUGUUAGUGAUGUUACAUCACUCUUUUUUUUUAUUUAAAAAGUUUUAUUAAUAACAAAAUACACCCACUU